Gadus morhua (Atlantic cod) is the source of this 3463-nucleotide messenger RNA. It is a transcript of the gene bri3bp, whose product is annotated as bri3 binding protein. Gene Ontology annotation, cellular component: mitochondrion. The record is from RefSeq and is a predicted model, not a curated record. The coding region runs from base 159 to 869 and encodes 236 amino acids. The transcript is spliced from 3 exons. NCBI's taxonomy places the organism in Eukaryota, Metazoa, Chordata, Actinopteri, Gadiformes, Gadidae.
CCAACCGUAUCCCUCGAAGAAGACCCUGUUGCUAGCAUCACAUCCUUUCCUGCUGUCAUCUGCUUCCUCGGUGUCAUCUGGCCAACUGCUUUCCAUUCAUUUAUUUCCAAUCACUUACACGAAAUCCUUACUCCAUUAGUCGUUGACUACUCUGUAAUAUGAAGGGGUUAAAGAUCGUGACCGUGCUGUCGUGUGUGUUGGUGUCUUUGUUCUGUGUGGCGGAGGCUGCAAGGAACAGGAAAGACUCCAGCAACCAGAACAGCUUCCGCCGGGCGGCGAACGGUAUCUACCAGACCCUCAGCAAUGUAUUUGGCGAAGAAAAUAUUCGAGGAUUGUACAAGUUUUUCUCCAAGACAACCGAACGUUUUGUCCAUGGAGUUGACGGCUUUGUCGACUCUAUCUGGAAGAUUUGGACAGAUCUGCUGGAUGUCAUGGGCAUCGAUUCCUCCAACAUGAGCCACUACUUCAGCCCCACCUCGCUGACCAACUCCCCGGCCCGCGCCCUGCUGCUGGUGGCUGCCGUGCUGCUGGCCUACUGGUGCCUGUCCCUCUUCCUGAGCGGCCUCUACUACCUGCUCCACUCGGUGUUCGGCCGCUUCUUCUGGGCGGUGCGCGUGUUCCUCUUCGCCAUGGCCUGCCUCUACAUCCUGCAGAAGUUCGAGGGGGACCCGGAGCGCGCCGUGCUGCCGCUGUGCUUCGUCAUGGCGGUGUACUUCAUGACGGGGCCCGUGGGCGCCUUCUGGCGCCGCGGCGGCGGCGGGGCCGGCUCCCUGGAGGAGAAGAUCGACCAGCUGGACACCCAGGUCAGGCUGCUCAACAUCAGGCUGUGUCGCAUCAUGGAAAGCAUGGACCGAUCAGCGGAGAAGUAGAGGGGGGGAAUGUGCUAGGGGGUUGGCGCAGGGGAUUCUGGGGGUGAUAGUUUGGGAGUUCCCAUGGGCACAUUUGACGGCAAUAACUUGGUGUUGACACUGCUGUUCUUGAGUUUUGUUGAGAUCUCCAUUCGAAACGAUGACGAACGAUAGUUUAGGCAAAUGUCACAAAAUAAUAGGUAUAGCUUUCAGUUUAUUUACACCUGGCACUCUAUUUAUAUCGAGUAUUUUGAGUGAAAUGUUUCUAAGGUUAGGUCCAUCUGCAGUACAAGGUAUUAAUAACACAUUUUCCUUUUGAAACUGAUUUGUACAACAGUUUUGCUUCAGAAAAAACUCUCAAUCUGGUAUUCAUCGUGACACUUGGAAUAGAUCCAGGUUUGUAAUAACGACAACAUAUUAUCUGAAGUUGGUUUCCUUUUAAAUUAUUGUGAAUAUCCCCUAGGUCCUGAAUGUUUUUAUCAACUUUGUCUUUCCCUUUUGGAAAGUGUGUGUGUGUGUGUGUGUGUGUGUGUGUGUGUGUGUGUGUGUGUGUGUGUGUGUGUGUGUGUGUGUGUGUGUGUGUGUGUGUGUGUGUGUGUGUGUGUGUGUGUGUGUGUGUGUGUGCGCGCGCGCGGUUACCCAACCAUCUUUCUUACCAUUCCCAUCGAGCUCUCAUGUCUGACAAUUCCAUUUUAUUGACCCUCUCUGUUCCGUUUCAACUGCUAAUGCCACAGAAUAUUGUGACAUUAGUUUCCAUAAGAGCAGGUAUCAGGAACCCCUUUUUCUUACUGCAUUUACUGGUAUUUUGUACAAGUUCUCACGCAGGUCACACAUGUAAUUGGGUGCAUUGUUGGGAUAUGGGUGUGGUCACUGUUUGAACUUUAGACAGGCACUGGAUAAGACAAACUAAUGGAAAUGACACAAGGCAACGCUAUCUCAGGGACAUAAGCAUAAUAUUAAAUACAAAAAUACAAUUGGAUAUGUCAAAUGUCAUCUGGAUUUAAUAUCCUAAAUAUACAGCGGUUGAGGGGGAAACGAUGUGUCGAGUAGGAAGAAUGGGAGAGUUGACUAGGCUUCACAUGUACCAAGGGAUAGUGCUCAUGGUGUUACCAUUGCAUACCGACGCAUUUUUCAACAUACUCUUUUGUGUCCUGAAAAACUAGCAUGGCCUUUUUAUUGCUGUCCAAAUGUCUUUCUACUACCUUUUGAGUUGACCUAAUAGUUAAAGCUGAUGGGUUUUCAAAUUAAGUUAUCAAUAACAACCAGAUGGAUUGAUAUUAUUGAGUCAGCGAUAUCCAUUGGUGGUCAGAUAUUGUACGUGGAAUUUAGUUGUCAUUUUUUUUCCGGAAACAUUGUGAUCGUGAACACAUCUCAUUCUCAUUUAAUCAUUCCUGGACUUGAAUGUUAGUUAAAUGGAUUAGCUUUAAAAUUGUGAAACAACAGCCUAUUAUUUUUCUAAUAUCUUUUCUGUAAAACUGUUUAAAUAACCUGCGUGACAUUUUUGUGGAAACGACUACCAAAACUUUUUUCGUUUUGGUUCAUCACAUCUGCCUUUUAUUUAAUUUUGUAUUGUUUUGGCCUUCAUUCUUCACAGUACUGUAUUUUUUAUGUUUUUUUUUUUUUUUUUUGUUACAAUUGAGACGCACACGAUAAUGUCUAGUUGCUGUGUUUGGGUUUUUCUUGCAUACCACCUCUUGUGUUCUUUGUAAUGAUCUCUAUUAACCCUGACUGCCCAUUGCACUAUUUUAAAUAACUAUCUUUUACAAUAUCUAUUUCUUUAACUUGUGUUGAUGGUGUUGUCGGCAAAGAUUGAAAUACUUGCCUGACCCUAGCGCUGUGUUAUUCAGAUAUGUAAUAUAUAUUCUUGUCAACUUUUAUUGUAGAACAUGUUGAAUAUUCAGAUUUAUUUUCCAGCAUGAGAUGCUGAAGCCAGAGAAUGUCUGUGAUAUGAAGGUCAAAUCGGUUUAAUGAAUGCGGUAUGCUAGUCUCUAAAAUUUCCUUGGUGUCUGGACACCAAGACCAUAUUGGUGUCCAGACCAAUAUUGCCCAGUAUAUCAGCGCUUCAGCUUAUUGGAACAACUUCUCUUAAGAACAUCAAACCAGGGUAGCCACGCAGAGUGCCUCGUGGGGAUAAUGUAAUGGGGCCUAGAAUUAAAUAGAUAAGGAAUUUGAUAUUCCAAAAUGGGGUGCUUCCAAUCAAAAGUACAUUUUUAAUUAUUUGUGGCAGAGGCUGCAAAGUAAUAAGCAGGGUGUAACAACUCAAGAAUCCUGUUAAUCCGCAAAAAAAUCAUGUAAGCCGUUUUGGUUUUCUGAACUAAGUCUUCACUUCAAUUAAGCAGUUUAUUUUCUGGCCGUUGUUUGGGUUUUCAUGUUCUCUCAUGUUAGCUUUUUGAGUGUAUGCAUGGUUAAGUUAUUUGCUGAGUGUCGUGUUCAUUCCUCCAAAAUUCAGAAUUUCCUCUAUGAAUUAUUGACAGGAGCACCAAACGGGUCUCCCUGUUGUCUACUUUAUGAGUUUGUCUGAAUCUGUAAUAGAGUAAAGUUUUGGGAAAAAAAAAAGUUGUCUUACAGUGCAAAUGAGGUCCAGAUGUGAAUGAAUUAAACUUUAUCACCACUGA